Messenger RNA from Aricia agestis (brown argus), 1461 nucleotides. RefSeq names its product heterogeneous nuclear ribonucleoprotein K (gene HnRNP-K). Bases 127 to 1242 code for a protein of 371 amino acids. Gene Ontology annotation, biological process: regulation of mRNA splicing, via spliceosome; regulation of transcription by RNA polymerase II. The record is from RefSeq and is a predicted model, not a curated record. Gene Ontology annotation, molecular function: mRNA binding. The transcript has 10 exons. Gene Ontology annotation, cellular component: nucleus; cytoplasm. Lineage: Eukaryota; Metazoa; Arthropoda; Insecta; Lepidoptera; Lycaenidae.
CGAUAUGGACCCGACACGCGCGCCCACCGCACCGUCCGUACUACACCUGAAGCGUGGUCACCCCAUGCGGAGCGGACCGGAGUUGCACUGUUUUAGGUCUCCUAAGUACUGAGUAAUUAGAUCACAAUGAAGCGAGACGCGUACGGCGACGACGGCCCCAUGCAGAAGCGCAACCGACACAACGACGACGAAGUCACCUUCCUCAUACCGAGCAAGGUGGCUGGCUCGAUCAUCGGGAAGGGCGGCUCUAACAUAUCCAAGCUUAGGAGUGAGUACAAAGCCUCUAUAACAGUCCCAGAUUGUCCAGGCCCCGAACGGGUGCUCUCUAUAACCGCCCCGGACACGGAGACCGUGGUGGAAAUUGUGAAGCAAAUCCUCCCGAACCUGGCUGAGGGUGGGCCGAGAUCCAGUAACGAAGAUCUGGACGUCCGCCUACUGAUUCAUCAGAGUCGAGCCGGCUGUGUCAUAGGAAAAGCUGGGGCCAAAAUCAAGGAAUUGAGAGAGAAAACUGGCGCGCGACUUAAGAUCUUCUCAAACCCGGCGCCUCAGAGCACCGAACGUGUUGUGCAGCUGGUUGGCCGAGACGAGGCGGUCGCUGCGGGAGUGAGAGAGGUGCUGGAGUUAGUGCGACAGGUGCCCAUAAAAGGAGCGAUCCAGGCGUACGACCCUCAUAACUACGACGACUACUAUUCCGACGAGUAUGGCGGAUUCGGCAACGGCCAGGGCGGGCGGGGCUCGCGCGGGGGCCCGUCCCGGGGUCCUCCGGGCCGCAUGCCGCCCAUGGGGCCCAGCCGCGGCCCCCGGCCCCCCGUAGGCCGGAACGGCCCACCGCCGAGACCUUUCAACGACUUCCCGGGCCCCGGACCCAGAGGGGGCAACUUUAACGGCCCCCCGCGCGGCAGCUUCGGCAGUAACAGCGGUGGUGGGGGCAGCGGAGGCGGCUUCGGCCGCAACGGCCCCGGGGGCAGCUUCAACGGCAACCAGGGCGGCCAGGGCGAGACCACUACGCAAGUCACUAUACCCAAAGAUCUGGCCGGCGCGAUAAUCGGCAAAGCGGGUACCCGCAUCCGCAAGAUCAGAGCGGAGAGCGGCGCGUCCAUAGAGAUAGCGGAGCCGCUGCCCGGCGCCAACGACCGCAUCAUCACCAUCACCGGCAGCCCGCAGCGCAUACAGAAGGCGCAGUAUCUGCUGCAGCAGAGUGUGCACGAGAGCAAUCCAAACUUGGGACGCGGGAAUUUCUGAUUUACAUAGAGAUAUAGUAUAGAUAUAAGAUGCUAUCACUUACCUGAUGAUAUACAAGCAUGUAGAUUGAGAUAACGAACCUCAGUUUUAAAGAUAUUGUGGAAGUGCAUUUAUCCUAAUAAAGUUUAAUUUUAUAAAUAAGGAAUCGCAAAUAUGAUUUAAUAAUGGUUACAUCGAUCUAUUUUAAGUGAUUAGUCGAAAUAAAUGUUUUAUUUUGUA